Molecule: messenger RNA, 4226 nt
Organism: Zootermopsis nevadensis
Lineage: Eukaryota; Metazoa; Arthropoda; Insecta; Blattodea; Termopsidae
Gene: aop
Product: ETS variant transcription factor anterior open
Biological process (GO): cell differentiation; regulation of transcription by RNA polymerase II
Cellular component (GO): nucleus
Molecular function (GO): DNA-binding transcription factor activity, RNA polymerase II-specific; sequence-specific DNA binding
Source: RefSeq, a predicted model, not a curated record
CUCAGCUGUUUGUGUUAUCACACAACAUUUCCUUCGCACAUUCGUACCGAAUGUUCGGUAGAUGCGAGUGCUGUAUAACAGGCGUCGGAUAUUAGCGGUGUGUGAGAAGGUGUGUGUGUUUAUGUGGUUGUGUUGCAGGACGUUUCUGGUUUGUUACGCUUUUUCUGCUGUUACCUAGAGUCGCACAUGCGGUUAUGUUGGUAUGGUGAUUACCUGCCAUUAUUACGCGGGCCACGAUACAGAGGGUCGGUGUGAGGGAUCGAGCCAGAUAUCCGUGCAUGAUAUACGAAAAUAUUCUAGCAUCUGCGAAUCAUAAGUUAUUGAAUUGUGACAAUCACCUGCAGUUGGAUUUUCAGUUUCACUGAACUUGCUACACGGGUAUUAUAGUAGUGCAGUGUGUGGAUACAUUGUAUUCAUCGAUGAAGUGCCAGGUGGUUUUUGAGAACAAGCCUUUGGAAGUAAACUUUCGUAUUCAAAUUGAAACUUGAAAGUGAUUUUUUGUUUACCGGUGAUUGCACAUUUCAACGUGACAAUAUUCCAUGGAUAAUUUCUGGUUUCUGAAAGUUAAAAAUUGUCUUCAAUUGGAUAACAUAGUCUUGUAAAGGUUGAGUGGUCGAGAUCCGUGCCGAACAACACAAAGUGACCGUGUCAUCCGGCAGAUUGUAUUAUGAAACUGCUGCCCCUUUCUCUGCCCCCCGUCACGGCGAUGGAUCGUCUGCCGCUGUCGCUGCCCUUCAGCCCUACGGAUUUGCUGUGGAGAUAUCCCUUGGGAUUCCCUGCAGCCACCAGUCAGCCGCCUCCAAUGUCUCCGCUCCUAGACUUCAAGACACACCUUCCAACUAGUUUAGCAUCUGAUCCAAGAGUCUGGUCACGUGAGGAUGUGGCCACAUUCCUCAGGUGGUGUGAGAGGGAAUUUGACUUGCCUCAUUUUGACAUGGAGAUGUUCCAGAUGAAUGGUAAGGCAAUAUGCCUUCUCACAAAAAGUGACUUAGCAGAGCGUUCUCCAGGGUCAGGCGAUGUUCUGCACAAUGUUCUGCAACUCCUAAUGAGAGAUGCGCAGACAUUGCAGCGCUGUCUGCCCAGUAGUCCUGUGACACCCACGUCACGUCAUUACAUGCUCUCGCCGCACCACAUAACAGGAACGACAUCACAUCCCUCCACCCCAACCUGGAACAACUUGCUGACGUCAACAGCUGUGGCAGCGUCGGACUUCCAGACCCCGAGCCUUGCUCAUCUCGUUCAUCAGGGAAACUCUGUCACACUCAGCCCUGCGCCAUCUGUUGACAGCCAGUCAGGGAGCCCACAGCACGCAGACCACAAUGCAGCGUCUUCAUAUCAUGGAGGUAGCAAUGGAAGCAAUCAAUCAUCUGAUUCAGAUGAAGAUAGUUACCAGGAUAGCAACAGCGGUAGCUUGCCACUAGCAAAUGGUGGAGGCGGAACACAGCAUGGGUUACACCCAGGUGGCAGUAGCAGCAGUAACAGUCCCCCAUCAACACCUGGAAUUAAUGCCGCAGUUCCAUCAAUUCCUCAUCAGUCGCCACAUUCGCCCGCCAAGGAGCAAACGAGUCCUGGUGCUAAUUUAAAUGGAGGUGGCUUCAGAGCUGUAACAAGGGAGUUCUUCCCCACAGAGACACCAGAACCCAACACAAAUGGAAGAUUACUGUGGGAUUUCCUCCAGCAGCUGCUGAAUGAUCCCACUCAGCGUUACACCAACUACAUAGCGUGGAAGAACCGUGAUACCGGAGUGUUCAAGAUCGUAGAUCCGGCAGGACUGGCCAAAUUGUGGGGCAUUCAAAAGAAUCACCUUUCUAUGAAUUACGAUAAAAUGUCAAGAGCUCUCCGUUAUUACUACCGGGUUAACAUCCUGCGCAAAGUGCAAGGGGAACGGCACUGUUAUCAAUUCCUUCGUAACCCAAGUGAAUUGAAGAGUAUCAAGAAUAUGUCACUUCUUCGUCAGCAGAUGAGCCCUACCAGACCACCAGCUUCCCUGCAACAGCAUCAGCAUCAGGUGAUGCCCCCUGUGGCAGUCAGUAUCAAAGUUGAACCUGACCUAGAGGAAGGCGAUUCUCCGAUAGACGAGGACUUGCUCCCAACAGACCUGAGUAUGGAGCACCCCACAGACCUUAGCCCGAGUCGUCACACGUCUGAACAUCGGGUCAUACACUGUCAGUCGGAGGUCAAUAUUUCCGCGAGCAGAGACUCGUCUACUCAGUUCAAUGGCAUCAAGAUCAAAUCAGAUUCUGAGAGUACAGACGAGAACAAGUGAUUAUCUGCGAGUUUCCACUGUUCUUGUGGAAGUAAUCAGGGAUUUGCGAGUGAACUAAAAUCUGAAUAUGAAUGUAGUCCAAGAUAUGAAAUGUGGAUGUUCCGUAACACUAACUAUUCUGUGUAAAAUAUUAUGAAGGAAGAUCCACACUGAAGAAGCUUUGAUGGAUGACUUCUGUUGUAUAUAAGAAAAGGAACUGCCACAUUGGACCAUGAAUAUUUAUAAAAGUGUAUUGAAAUAAUAUGGUUACGGUGUGAAAUCUUUUUGUGUGCCAGAAAGUUUGCUCGAUUGCAACAAGCAGUGUCCGUAGAAUGUUAUACAAGAAAUAUUAACUUCCUAAGGGAGUUUCAUUUAACUUCCUCAGGAAAUAUCUUCUGAAGAAAAUAAGGUGUAACUUGAAAUGCGUCUAUUUUUAAAAUUGUUGCCGAAUUACAGAAUAUUAAUGUAAGUAAUUACUGAGUGAAAUGCGUAAGAUGUCUGGAAAUUUAGCUACAGCUACGAUCAUCUGCACACUUUUGCUGUACUGGAUGUACUAUAUAUAGCGUACGUUGUGUAGUGCGGCUGCAGUCUUGUUAUGUACUCCUUGUUCAUUGGGUCGUUAUGUGUAGGUUGACAGCAAUGCAGAAUUGUUGCUGUUAAAAGAACGGUUGUUUUAUUAGAAAGACAGCUGUAAAAUAGUGCCAAGAUUAUUAAUGCAAGAUCCACAGGAAAGUUGGUGAGUAGAACCACCAAAUACUUUCCCUUCAAACCAGUUGUGGUUUACCACUACUAGAAACAAAGCUGUUUCCUGUUCUGAUAUAGCAUAAAAUAUAUCGUGUUAGAGAUAAAUGAGUCAUUCUGCUACUGCCCGAGAAGGUAAAAACUAAUAUGAAUCGUCGUCAAUGUUACUACAGAGGGGACUUGUCAGUGUUGUCUCAAGUUUGAUUUAAUCUAAUUGAAAAACAUUAAAGGGGCAGCUAAAAUAAUAUGGAUCAAGUGUUAUUCGUCCUAGUAGGAUGCUCAAAUCUGUAAUGUGAAAAAAGAAAAUUUGAAGUGUUGGUAAAUUGGUAGGAUAUAAAUACGUAUGAAACAACAACAGAAACAUUCCACCAACAGAAAAUAGUAUCUGUUAUGAUUGUGGUAACAGUUUCUUCAAUUAUUUUUACUGAAUCAUGGUUUUGGGUUUGAAAGUGGGGGAAUUGUUUUAAUUGACUCUUGGUGCAUUGGGUGUUAAUGGGAAUCUUUUUUUAAAUUAUUACAUUACACAAAUAAUUUUGCUCAUGUUUGAAACUGGCAUUAUAUAAAUAUGAUUACUCUAGUGUUUUGAAAAAUUUAAAAUUUUAUUUAAUUGUAUUUUUUCACUCUGUGAUGUGAUCUCUUGCUGUAUUAUUAUCUGCUGCAAUAUGAGUUAUUUUUAAUAUUGUUUUGUUGUAUAUAAUUUAAAAAACUGCCUGCAAAUUCUCACAGGUGAUGUAGAGCUUUGUACAUAUAAGAUAGCUUAAAAAUGAUUAAAUAUAUGCUAUUUAGCAAGCCUUGUAUUAAUAAUACAAGUUUGCCUUAAUAUUAAAGUUUAAAAGAAGUUUUACUGAAAGGUUAUAUAGCAUUGUAUUGUACAGUUAAAAGUUUGAGGGUUCAUUUCACCUUUUGAACUCAAAUUUUUUAUAAAUAUUAAAGAAGGCUGUCUAAUGAAUGUGGGUGUGAAUAUAUAUGAAUACAGUGUAUCAAAUGCUGGGAUGCUUUGCAGCUUGCUAGAAAAUGGAAUGGAAACUGUAGAUAGGCGAUGCAUCUGCUUUGCAAUCCUUAAAAGAAUUACCCAUGACAUUGGGGGAAUAGUUGGGAUAAUCAGGCAGCUGGGUUUAGGGUGAAUUUGAUCAUAAUAUGGGAAACCAGAUUAAAACAUAUCUUGGUUACUGCAGAACAGGGCAAUGAAGAAAGAUCUCAUACUUGUGAACAGAAAAAAUAAAAAAUUGUACAAAUUAUA